CGGCAAUAGAGCGUCACCUAAUAGCCAAAGAACCAGGAAAUGCCCGGAAUAAUGUUGGAAUAACAUUGCCGGCAGGAUGACAGGAGGAAUAUUUGCAAACUGUGUGUUCUUCCUGAAAGUGAAAAAAUUAUCCAUUUUGGAAAAGAACAGACUGAAGAACUGGAUUAAAGAAAAUGGUGGGCAGAUUAAAUUUGUGUUGAAUCAUGAGUGCACUCAUGUCAUCACUGAUGAUGCUAAUGCACUUGGCUCCACUCAUCGGAAGACUAUCCAGAAAUAUCGGCUGCCCGUUGUAGGUGCUGAUUUCAUAUGGGACUCAGUUGAAGAAAGAAGACUCUUACAGACGGAUGACUAUGAACCUUCCAAAAUAUCAGCAUGUAUAACAGAGCUGGAAGAUAUAAAGGAUGUGACUAUUGUGAAAUUGGAUCAUGGAAACGACAGUCAUAAGGAAAAGGAAGCCACUGAGAAGGAUAACAAGAGUGAAUUUAAUGUCAGUGGCAUUGUGGAUAGACUAAGAUGGAUUUCAGAUAAUGAUGAAAACAUUCCUUAUUUUCCGGAAGACUUUGAGGUUGCAAAGUAUGACAUCCUUGAAAAGGUUGUGAAACACAGCGAAUAUGUUGUUGUUGAACUUCAGUGUUUUCAGCUGCGAUGCAUGUACCCCUUCCGCAUAUGGGCAUGCUACAGUGUGCUGGACGGACAACAGAAUCAAAAGCGAUUUAUACCUACCAGGACUUCUGAAGAGGCCAGAACGAUCUAUGCGCUUUGUAUUGACCAGCUGAAGGAUGGGGAUUUUCAAUCUAGAAAAGACUUUCCGCAUGAAGCAGAACAUCUUGCUUCAGUAAAAUUGCAAGAGAUCGUUGUAGCAGAAGCCAUCAAUUCCAGCACUUUGUCUGAAGAAGUUGGCAUGUUUGUGGAGCUGAUCUGGGCUGAAGCACUUGGCAUUCUGGAGCAUCUGUUGGAUAAACCAGUAACCAGCAUAAGCCUCAAUGAUGUGAGCAAAGCAGAAGGUAUACUGUUUCAGAUAAAGAAAACACUGAAUUACAUGGGGUCGUCGACAGACCCAUCUGCAAUGUUAUCGGAGUUCUACAAAAUCAUACCCCAUAAAGGUCAUCUGGAUUAUGACAUUAACAGAAAGCUGGUCUCUAGCAAGCAGGAUCUCUGUCAGCUGAUCAGGGACAUGAUAAAUGUUCAUGAAACAAAUAUGUCAAACCCUAACCCACCGUCACUUUCGAAGUACCGGGCUUUGAGAUGCAAGAUAGAUGCCCUUAAUGGUGAAGAGUUCCACAAUGUUAAAAAGCAGGUGGAACAAAACAUUGACGGAAGUCCAGUAGAGGUUUUGCAGAUAUAUAAAGUUGGCAGGAUAACGGAAGUAGCAGGUUUUGAGAGUCAUCUUGGCAACGUUCAAUCCUUAAUCCACUCUUCAUCGGUUUCCAACUUCGUUGGGAUCCUCUCUCGGGGACUCCUCCUGCCAAAGGUAGCAGUUGAAGAAUAUGGCUUGGAAAGAACUGAUGAUGGGAAGUUGGGCAGUGGCAUUUAUUUCAGCAAGUCCAUAAGUACAAGCAUGAAGUACUCCCUUCCAAGUAAAACCGAUGGAACUCGAUUGCUGGUGAUUUGUGACGUUGCACUCGGAAAUUGUUGGGAUACAGAUUGGAUGGACAGUUCAUUAACUGCAGCACCCCCAGGCUACAACAGCGUGCACGGAGUCCGUAAGACAAAAGGCAAUGAUACAGAUUUUAAGGAUGAUGAAUUUGUGGUGUACAAAAUCAGUCAGGUCAAAAUCAAGUACGUGGUUAAGUUUUGCCUUGCUAAUGACACAGUAAAGGAGUUCCGUCCUGCAGUUCCGAUGGAGUUAGAAGACAGAGCACCUUCACUUGAGCAUCAGUCACAGCCUGAAGAUUGUAAAAUGCCAAGCCAAGAUCUGCUGAAUGAUAUAACUGCUGGUCUUUUGGACAGAUCUGGAAACCCAGUUCCUCUGAAGGAUGUUCAUAUCAAGGGAAGAAUUCUAGACUUCGUAGCAGAGGUUGUGGUGUUUCAGACCUAUGAAAAUCAAACAGAUCACCCCAUUGAAGCAAAAUACAUCUUCCCUUUGGACGACACAGCUGCUGUAUGUGCAUUUGAGGCUUUCAUUAAAGGGAAACAUAUAAUAGGAGAGGUUAAAGAAAAGGAAAAGGCACAUCAGGAAUACAGAGCAGCCGUCAGUCAAGGACAUGGGGCUUAUUUGAUGGAUCAGGAUGCGCCUGACAUUUUUACUGUUUCUGUUGGAAAUUUGCCAGCUUCAACCAAGGUCCUCAUCAAAAUCACCUACAUCACAGAGCUCAGUUACGAGAACGGAUGCCUUUCAUUUCACCUGCCAGCUGCUGUAGCCCCUUGGCAACAAGACAAGGCGUUAAACGAAAUCACACAGGACUCUGUAAGGACAGUUGCCAUUAAGCAAGUAGGAAUCAAACCAGGUGCUUUCUCUUUGGAAAUGUCCAUUGAAAUGCCCUUCAAAAUUAAUCACAUUAGCAGUUGGACACAUCAGCUUAAAAUAAAGAAAACAGACUGUAAAGCUGUAGUCAGUAUUGUUGAGGACAGUUCCUUGGACACCAGUGGCUUUGCAUUGGAAAUCCUGAUAGGUGAUGUACAUUUGCCCAGAAUGUGGGUCGAAAAGCAUCCAGACAAAGGAAGCGAGGCCUGCAUGCUUAUCUUUCAACCAGAUUUUGAUGGAUCAUUUGACCCUCUAUGCGUCAGUGGUGAAACUAUUAUCUGUCUGGAUUGCUCCAAUUCCAUGGCAGGUUCAGAAAUCCAACAAGCUAAGCAGAUUGCAUUGUGCGCUCUGGAGACAUGCCACUUUGCAACAAGACUAAGUGUUAUCAAAUUUGGCACAAAUUUUGAAGAAUUUCCUUCCAAUCCUAAAGACUGCAUAAUAGACUUCGCAGCGCUGAAGGAAUUUAUUAUGUCUGCUACAGCUACAAUGGGAAACUCAGAUUUAUCGAAGACUUUGCGUUACCUGAGUUUGCUAUACCCUUCUCAACACAAGCGCAACAUCCUGCUUAUAUCUGAUGGACAUAUUCAGAAUGAAGGCUUGACUUUGCAGAUUGUGAAGCAAAAUGCACAGCACACUAGAAUAUUCACAUGUGGAAUUGGUCCCACAGCGAAUCGUCAUAUGCUGAGAUCUUUAUCAAUGCGUGGAUCUGGAGCCUUUGAAUAUUUUGAUGUAAAGGCAAAGUAUAACUGGGAGAGAAAGGUAAAAAGCCAGACAGCUAGAAUGUUUUCCCCAGGAUGCAAUGCAGUUUCCAUUAAAUGGCAACAGUUUGAUAUAAACUACCCUGAGCUAAUGUACGCUCCUUCUCAGAUACAGUCUCUAUUUAAUCAUGAGCGUCUUCUCGUCUAUGGAUUUAUCUCCAACUGUACUCAGGCUACUUUAAAUGCACUAGUAGAUAACCAAGAACUGCAGACAAUGGUAUCUACAACUGAAUUGCAGAAGACAACAGGAACGAUGCUCCACAAACUUGCAGCAAGAGCCUUCAUUAGGGAUUUUGAACAAGGGAUUCUUGAUGAGAAUGAAAUAGAACAUGAGGCGAAGAAACAGCAGUUGAAAUCCUUGAUCAUUCAGCUGAGCCAGGAGAACUCCAUCGUCACCCAGUUUACAAGUUUUGUGGCAAUUGAGGAAAGGGAUGCGGAUGAAGAUCUGCGUGCUGAUACUUUGAAUGUUUUGGAACUUGUAGCCAAGGAGGAUGUAGACAUCUUACCCUACAUGCAAUAUAUAGGAACAACACAAGCAGCCCAGUACAAGAACAGUGCAAAGGAGCAGAUCACCUAUUCCUGCUUGGAAGCUAUGAUCGAUGUUGUCCAGGAUGAAGAGGAUGAAGAGGUACUCCAUGCUUCACCUCACAUGGAUGGCAUCCUUCUACCCGAUUUAUUUGAGCUGCCAACAUCAGACCUCUUCUAUUGUCCUAGUCCUUUAAAAGAAAGCGUUGAAAUGCCGAUGAAGAAGAUAAAAAGAAAGAAAUGUCGUAUCAGGGACUUCCAGCUUGAAUCUGUUCCCCUUUCCUCCAGCUCUGUACAAGUGGGAAGCUAUGCUCCAAUGAGCCCAGCAGUGUCCAGUGAGGUUGGGAGCUGCAGUUCUCCUCCUCCUCCUGCUCCUGCUUGUCCUCCUCCUCCUCCUUGGGACAUGGCCAGGACUAUUCAGUUUGGGCAUCCUUUGAAGGACAGAACCCUGCAGGUAUCUGAUGUUAUCAUUGGUGCAUCAGCUUCUGCCUUUGGUACCAAGUCUGCUCUCUUUGGUGGCUUCCAGGCAUCUGCAGCCAGUCUUCCAUUUGCCCAAAAAUCCACCAGUGAGCUUGGGAGCCUUGCUUCUUCUAUUUCUCAUCAAGCGCCCGAUUUCCCCUGCUUGUCAACGAGUAGAGAUUUUUCCUUCGGUUCUCAAUCCAGUUUUGGUUUGCAGAAACGUCAUCUUAUCAGUGACUUCCAGCUUAAAUCUGUGCCCUCUAACUCCAGCUCUGUACAAGUGAAAAGCUAUGCUCCAAUGAGCCCAGCAAUGUCCAGUGAGGUUGGGAGCCGCAGUCCUCCUCCUGCUUGUCUUCUUCCUCCUCCUCCUCGUUGGAACAUGACCAGGACUAUUCCAUUUGGGCAUCCUAUGAAGGACAGAAACCUGCAGAGUUAUCCGGCUCAGAGCAAUGACUUUCAGCUUGAAUCUGGUUCCUUUUUCUCCUCCUUUACACCUGAUGACACCAGUGUUGAAAUGAGCACAGAAGUGUCCAGUGAGGUAGGGAGUCCUCCUCGUCCUCCACUCCACCCACCACUUCCACCUAUGGCUGUUGCACUUGAGGAAAAACAAGUUAUGCCUGAGCAUCCUCCUGUACUUCCACAAGGAAUGGGAUUUUUGACGUCAGCUCAUCAACAGAAAUUGGCCACAUACAGAUCAAGUGCAAUUUCAAAGGUUUGUAAUGCGAGGAGGCCAAAGGUUUUAAAAGGAAGUAGAUCAGAGAAGCCGCUAAGAGAUGUGUCCUGGCCUCAGGUGUUUAAACUACAGAAUCAGGAUGGCUUUUGGGAUUUGACCCCAGAGCUUGGGACUCAUUUGGGUCUUAAUGUGGACGAUUUAGUCAAUUUUAGGCUUGCAAAAAGUGGAAUUCGGUCUCUUGGUCUCAAGGGAAAAGAGAAGCUGUUGCAGUUGAUUGCUACACUUAUGGUACUGCAGCUUGUUUGGUUCAGCAAAUUGGAAGGCAUUGUCUUCAAAUCUCUGAUGAAACUGAACGAAUCUCCUCCAUCAUGGGCAUUAGAUCCAGUAAAAAAAGCAGUUGAAUGGGCAAGAAGAACUGACCGAGAUUUUCCAGCUAUUUGCCAGCGCCUUGAACUUGGGAAAGACUGGGAUUCUUUCACUAAGAAGUUACUGCAUAUUUAAGAAUUUGGGACCAAUACUUUUCCAUGACGUCCUUUAUUAGCAGGAAAAUUGGCACCAUCACCUACUUCCUUGUCUAUAAUCAUAAUCAUGCAACUAUUCACUGAUCUUAACUGAUUAUUUUUCUUCAUAUCUAUCUUUUAUCAUGAUUUCAGAUUGUAACCAAGAACAGAGGAAUGCAUGAAUCAAUAUAGACUGGAAAUACAUCUUCCCAUAAAAUUAAAUGCUUUUACCUAGCUCCCAUAAAUAUUCCAGUUAGAUGCUAAUAAAAAAAAUGUUGUGGUCUCUGAGCUUUUGAGCUCGCAGAUUUUCUCUCUUUCUGUGCAAUUUUUUUUUAAAGUUUCCAAUUGACUCAAUAAAAACUUCUCAAUAUG
Messenger RNA from Elgaria multicarinata webbii, 5751 nucleotides. RefSeq names its product poly(ADP-ribose) polymerase family member 4 (gene PARP4). Gene Ontology annotation, molecular function: NAD+ poly-ADP-ribosyltransferase activity. The record is from RefSeq and is a predicted model, not a curated record. Gene Ontology annotation, cellular component: cytoplasm. The transcript has 41 exons. Bases 77 to 5380 code for a protein of 1767 amino acids. NCBI's taxonomy places the organism in Eukaryota, Metazoa, Chordata, Lepidosauria, Squamata, Anguidae.